AUGUCUGCAAAGAACGUAAAUUCCAAUGGGAAGAAGCCUGCUACGGCGGCUACCAACUUGAUUGCUGGUGGAACUGCUGGGAUGAUGGAGGCACUUGUGUGCCAUCCGCUAGAUACCGUGAAGGUCCGAAUGCAGCUCUCGAAAAGAGCACGCGCACCCGGGGUAAAACCCCGAGGCUUCAUUGCAACUGGGCGAGAGAUUGUGCGAAGAGAGACCGUUCUCGGUUUAUACAAGGGUCUUGGCGCCGUUUUGAGCGGAAUAGUGCCGAAGAUGGCCAUCCGGUUCACGUCUUACGGGUGGUACAAACAGGCGCUUUGCAACAAGGAGACCGGGCAGCUUUCCGGCUCGGCCAACAUGCUUGCCGGUCUGGGUGCUGGUGUCACGGAAGCCGUCGCAGUGGUUACCCCCAUGGAGGUCAUCAAGAUUCGCCUCCAAGCCCAGCAGCACAGCCUGGCUGAUCCCCUCGAUACUCCCAAAUAUCGGAGCGCGCCACACGCUCUUCUCACGGUGCUCAAGGAAGAAGGAUUCGGCGCUCUUUACCGCGGCGUUUCCCUCACUGCCCUCCGACAGGGUACCAACCAAGCUGCCAACUUCACCGCAUACUCGGAACUCAAGGCUCUUCUUCAAAAAUGGCAACCCGAAUAUGCCACGAAGGAGCUUCCCAGCUACCAGACAAUGCUUAUUGGAUUGAUUUCCGGAGCCAUGGGUCCCUUCUCGAACGCGCCUAUCGAUACCAUCAAGACCCGUCUGCAGAGGACCCCUGCCGAACCGGGCCAAACGGCUAUUUCGCGCAUCACGGCCAUUUCGAGCGAAAUGUUCAAACAGGAGGGCGCCAAGGCCUUUUAUAAGGGUAUCACGCCUCGUGUCAUGCGUGUCGCCCCCGGCCAGGCCGUUACGUUUACCGUCUAUGAAUUCAUUAAGGAGCGCCUGGAGCGGACAAACUGGGCGAUCAUGGGUGGUGACCAGUAUAGCGAAUAA
This is a messenger RNA of Paracoccidioides brasiliensis Pb18, 978 nucleotides long. RefSeq lists its product as uncharacterized. The transcript has 5 exons. Bases 1 to 978 code for a protein of 325 amino acids. Gene Ontology annotation, biological process: succinate transport; fumarate transport; transmembrane transport. The record is from RefSeq and is a predicted model, not a curated record.